This is a messenger RNA of Pogona vitticeps (central bearded dragon), 2102 nucleotides long. RefSeq names its product aminoacylase 3 (gene ACY3). Gene Ontology annotation, cellular component: cytosol. The record is from RefSeq and is a predicted model, not a curated record. NCBI's taxonomy places the organism in Eukaryota, Metazoa, Chordata, Lepidosauria, Squamata, Agamidae. Gene Ontology annotation, molecular function: hydrolase activity, acting on ester bonds; aminoacylase activity.
AGAGGCAAAGGUUAAAUAUCCACUCUCCUGACUCUGUGUGUUUGUGUCUCCACUGGGCUGAGCUGGCAGACACUAUCCUGAUCUAGAACCAUUUCGGACACCUUAAAAAUCAGCUGGAAGUUCUGACUGGAGUUGAAACCCCCACCGUCAUGUCGCACCUGCACCGCCUUCCCUCCUUGACGCAUGUGGCAGUCUGUGGAGGAACGCAUGGGAAUGAGAUGUCGGGCAUUUAUCUGGCCAAGCACUGGCUGAACAACACUUCCGAGUUGUGCCGCAGCACUUUCCAGGCCACUCCCUUCUUGGGCAACCCACGUGCGAUUGAGAAGUGUGUGCGUUACAUCGGGAGGGACCUUAAUCGCUCGUUCAUUGCGGAUAUUCUCAACUCCAAGGGCUCGGAUACAGAUUCUUAUGAGGUCCAACGUGCCCGGGAGAUCAACCAGAGCUUUGGGCCCAAAGGGUCAUCUCAAGCCUAUGAGUUCAUAUUUGACCUACACAACACCACAGCCAACAUGGGCUGCUGCCUCAUUGUGGCUUCUGAGCAUUGUCUGUUAACUUUGCAUAUGUGCAGCUAUAUUCAGAAACAGUCCAAGGUGAAACAUUGUUCCAUCUUACUCAGUCAGCAGAACCCACAGGAAGAGACGUACUCCGUCUGUUCCGUGAGCAAAAAUGGACUAGCAAUAGAGGUGGGUCCCCAGCCCCAAGGAGUGGCACGAGCGGACCUGCUGGCUCAGAUGAGAUCCAUCAUGGCCUAUGCUCUGGACUUCAUAGAGCUGUUUAACAAAGGCACGUUGUUCCCAGCCUUUGAUAUUGAAGCAUACAAAGUCACUGGAGCUGUGGACUUCCCCCGCUAUCCAAGUGGUGAAAUUUCUGCUGUGAUACAUCCAGAUCUGCAGGAUAAAGAUUUCCAACCCUUAAAGCCUGGAGACCCCAUUUUCCAAACAUUCAGUGGGGAGGAUAUUCUGUAUGAGGGAGAAGACACCACCUACCCUGUCUUCAUCAACGAGGCAGCGUACUAUGAGAAGAAAACAGCCUUUCUGAAGACAGAGAAACGCACUGUCUCACUACCUGUGCUGCAGAAGAAGUUUUAAACAAGUCAUGUUUUAUAAUGAGAAAACAAACCAUAAAUCACAAGGAGAUAACUGAAAUCCUUAUAUUUUAUAUCCUAAAAAGUCAUUGCUGUGUGACUCAUCCAGGUACACUAUACAAUAAAUCAAAAACCAAUCAAAUUUAUCAGACAUUUAUUGUUAGAGACAAGCUUUUCCCAUGUGUGUGGUACAGUGUAUAUGAUAUUUCUUUCUUUAAAACAGUCCAUGGAGUCUUCAUGCAAUCAAUUUGCACUGAGCUGCUCCUUAGCAUGUUUUCUAUCUCUUCAUAUUUGUUGGAUAAAACUGAAAUAUUUGGAUAAAUCAGUGUGCUCUGGUAGCAUGAAUGCUGAAGCUACAGACUUAGAUCUAAACCCUCCAAUACAUCCAUGGACUGUCUAAGCACUUUUUCCUCACAGUCAAGUUUCCCUCCAAAAUUGCUUCUUCACAGUGACAGAACUAUUAGGAAUCAGAGAGAGAGAGAGAGAGAGAGAGAGAGAGAGAGAGAGAGAUUGGGAAAAAGAUUCUCUCUUGAUCCUAGAAGUCAUAGAGUCUCAUCAAGAAUGCAUGCUUCUUUAGGGCUCACCAUCUUACAAUUCUUGGAGACUCGUUUACUCUCUGCCCUAAAUUUUUAUAGAGAAGACUUGGGAACUGGACUUCCCUAGAACUUGGAGGAUUCUGUCAAGAAUUUCAAAGCUUUAGGGCAGCAGGCUCUCUGGAGCUGUUCAAUCUCUGCAUUUUCAAUUUUAUUUGCUGGUCUCAGGAUCCACCUGUGCCUCUAUUGAUUAAGCAGGGAAAAUGUGAACACACCACAUUCUUCCAGCACUAAGCAAUUAUCAUGGUAGUGGCUGUGAAGUGUAGUGUGAGUGUCAUCCUGGGCUCUUGCUAACAUGCUCCAUUUCUAUUUUUGCCGAGUCUUCACCAACAACCAGAGUUGCCAGGGAGUAAUGGAUGCUGGUGGGACGUGGUGGUGCUGCAGAUUAAACCACAGAAGCCUCUGUGCUGCAAGGUCAGAAAACC